Messenger RNA from Fusarium keratoplasticum, 1521 nucleotides. Its product is annotated as MFS domain-containing protein. Gene Ontology annotation, cellular component: membrane. NCBI's taxonomy places the organism in Eukaryota, Fungi, Ascomycota, Sordariomycetes, Hypocreales, Nectriaceae. The coding region runs from base 1 to 1521 and encodes 506 amino acids. The transcript has 6 exons. Gene Ontology annotation, biological process: transmembrane transport; carbohydrate transport. The record is from RefSeq and is a predicted model, not a curated record. Gene Ontology annotation, molecular function: carbohydrate:proton symporter activity.
AUGCGCUCUUGGCUCGGCAGGGGCAAAAGCCUCCAAUUCGGCAUCACCGUCUGCUGUCUCGCCGCCUUCAUCCUCUUUGGCUACGAGCAAGGCGUCUUUGGGCCCAUCUUGCAGAACGAGGACUGGCUUGAGCUCUUCAACAGACCCAGUGACUCGCAGACUGGCAUCAUUGUCGCCUGCUAUAACCUGGGAUGUAUGGUUGGUUGUGUUGUUGCUUUCGUCGUGGGUGAAAAGACUGGCAGACGUCGUGCCAUCUGGAUAGCCAUGACCUUUGUUGUGAUUGGCACUACGCUGCAGACCACUUCAUUCCAUGUGGCACAUCUCGUUAUUGGCAGAAUCAUCACUGGAGUUGGUACUGGGCUGAAGACUGCGACCGUUCCCAUGUACCAGUCCGAACUCUGUACACCCACAUCUCGUGGCCGUCUCGUGAGCGCCGAGGUCCUGUUUGUUGGUGUCGGCAUCGUUUUUGCAUACUGGUUCAACUUUGGCAUGAGUUUCGUGGGCGGCCCAAUCGCCUGGCGCCUGCCCAUUGCCCUGCAAGCUCUCUUUGCAAUUCUCGUCAUCAUCUUGGUCUUCGCCCUACCAGAAUCUCCGCGCUGGCUCUUCAACCAUGGCCGCGAAGCCGAAGCCAUCGAAACACUUUGCGCCGUCUACGACAUGCAGCCCACCGACGAGUUCAUCCAGUCUGAGCGGGCAGCCAUCCUCCAAGCCAUCGAGGCUGAGACCGGAGGCACCAUCUUCAAGCGGGAUAAGAACCGAACGGGCUACCGCGUCUUCCUCGCCUGGUUAAUCCAGCUUGUAAAUCAAAUCAGUGGCAUCAACAUGGUCGUAUAUUACAUCCCAACUGUCUUGGAAGAGAACGUGGGCAUGACGGUUCAGAGGAGCCAGAUCAUCGGUGGCUGCAUUAACAUGAUGUUUAUGUUUGGCAGCAUCUUACCUUCUCUGGCUCUAGACCGCAUGGGACGGCGAAAGACAAUGCUGUGGGGCUGCUUUGGCCUCGGAACCUGCAUGCUUUUCAUCUCUGCUUUGUUAUCUCAGUCGGAUGGGGGUAAGACGGAUCGAGGUCUAUCCUUUGCGUCUGCGUCGGUGGCAUUCUUCUUUCUUUAUCAGCUCAUCUUUGGCAUGUCUGUCAACUGUGUCCCCUGGGUCUACGUCCCUGAGCUUCUCCCCCUUGAGGCUCGAACCAAAGGCUCAGCCAUCGGCAUAAGCAGUAACUGGCUUUGGAAUUUUACAGUAGUCCUCAUCACACCCGUGAUAGUGCGAAGACUGCAGUGGAAGGCCUACCUGAUAUUCAUGGCGACGAACUAUGCCUUUAUCCCCAUGAUUUACUUCCUCUUCCCCGAGACAAGCAACUUGAGACUUGAAGACAUUGAUCAGAUCUUUUCGACUGGCGGUGACCCUGUAAAGGUGGCCAGGAAGAUUAAGGCUGAUGCUCGAACCGGUACCGCCCUGGAUGCUGAGGUGGGAAACGAGUCCAAGGACGCUGGGGAGAUUGAGACGGUGGAGAAGGCAAAGGUUUAG